Molecule: messenger RNA, 1823 nt
Organism: Erigeron canadensis
Lineage: Eukaryota; Viridiplantae; Streptophyta; Magnoliopsida; Asterales; Asteraceae
Product: auxin response factor 1-like
Exons: 13
Coding region: 525-1622 (365 amino acids)
Biological process (GO): regulation of DNA-templated transcription; response to hormone
Cellular component (GO): nucleus
Molecular function (GO): DNA binding
Source: RefSeq, a predicted model, not a curated record
GUAACAUGACAAAUUCUAUUUGAUACAGGGUCUCAAAAGUCAAAAUCACUAUCCGGUGACGCCGACUGGUGUUGACUUUCAUGUCAGCAAAAAUGGGUUAACAACUAGUACAGGCACAACAACUGGAACCUCCUCGGGUAGUAAAAAUGUACUCGUAGUAUGUUUGGAUUUCUCAAAAGCCCCGAUUUAUUGGGAAUUCAUCAAGAUAGCUGAUCAGGUGUUUACGAAGAGGAAUUACAAUAUGGACUGCAUUGAUAUGCUACAAGCUUUGCAGAUAUGUUUUAAAAAUCUGUUUAAAGAAAGGAUAUUAGCAUCAAGUUCAAGUAAUAUUUUCCUUGCUUCAGUGGAUAUCCAGGAGAAGCUCUUUGGGAUCUCUUUCUACCUGUCUCGCAAUGGACUAGCUUCCUAGAGAUAUUCAUGGAGGAAGAGAAAAGCAUACAGCUACUGUAUACGGGACGGUACUUUACGCUAUAUACUGUGUUAUAUAUAUUUAGAGGGGCUUGGUGUAUCAACUUCAUUUCAUCAUGGGGCUUAGUUCUGGACCUUUAACCAAGACCAUGUAUAAAGAGUUGUGGCUUGCUUGUGCUGGACCACAAGUCAGUAUUCCAUGUGUAGGGGAGCGUGUUUAUUACUUCCCCGAAGGCCAUAUGGAACAGAUCAAGGCCUACAUGCAUAAUGGAUCACAGCAGCAGCUCCCAUCGUUUUAUCUACCCCCCAAAAUAUUGUGCAAGGUGGUGAAUGUUCAACUUCUGGUUGAACCUGAUACAGAUGAAAUAUAUGCAGACAUAACCCUUUUACCCGAUCAUGAUCAAGGUGAGGUUAUAAUCCCAGAUCCUCCGCUUCUGGAAUCUUCUACUUGCAUGGUUCGCACAAUCUGCAAGACAUUGACCACAUUGGAUACUAGCACAAUUGGCGGAUUAUCUCUUCCCCUUAGGGACGCAGUUGACUGUUUGCUAACACUGGAUAUGUCUCAGCAGCCAUCCUGGCAAGAAGUGGUUGCUUCUGAUCUUCAGAAUAAUGAAUGGCACUUUUGUCAUAUGUUGCAAGAGCACCCUAAGCGUCACUUCCUGACUACUGGUUGGAGCGACUUUGUUAAUGCUAAAAAGUUGGUUGCUGGUGAUGCUUUUCUUUUUCUAAGGGGGGGAAAUGGAGAGAUCUGUGUUGGGGUAAGGAGGCGUAAGAAUCAUACUUCAUCUGCGACAUCAAAUGAGACUCAUCUUUCCAUCCUUGCAACUACCUCUCAUGCAAUUACAAGCGGAACCCGGUUUUUAGUAACAUACAGGCCAAGGGCGAGUCCAUCCCCAUUUAUCAUCAGCCUGAACAAAUACCUUAAAGCACAAAGUUAUAGGUUUUCUGUUGGAAUGAAAUUCCAGUUGAAGUUUGAUGGUGUAGAUUCUCUUGAGCAAAGGUUUAGAGGGACCAUUGUUGGUGUUGGAGAGACUGCUUCAUCAAAAUGGCCUGAUUCAGAAUGGAGAUCAUUGAAGGUUCGGUGGGAUCAAGGAAUGUUGGUAUCAUGCCCUAACCGAGUUUCCGCCUGGGAAAUUGACCCUCCAAAGAGAAGUUGGUGGAGCUGCUGUUGUUUCGGAAUAUCUAUAGUUAAAAAACUUUUCUGUUUGGACUAAAAGUUUGCUCUAUAGUCUGCUUGUUACUACUGCUGUUUGUCUUGUGUUUAAGUGAAUGUAAUGCUCUGCUUUUUAUGGGGCUAGAUGGGAUAUAAGGUGUUCUGUUUGCCCAUAUCAAUUCUCAGGUCCAUGUUUUCUCACAUUUUGUACGAUAUAUUUCUGCUGCCUUGAAAUAUUUUUUACAUCUGUUUUUCAUUUUAA